Camellia sinensis is the source of this 1149-nucleotide messenger RNA. The record is from RefSeq and is a predicted model, not a curated record. Lineage: Eukaryota; Viridiplantae; Streptophyta; Magnoliopsida; Ericales; Theaceae.
AUGGAGAACACUAAUGCAAGGAAUGUAGAUGAGUCAGAAUCUUCUAAUGCCAAAAUAGAUCGGUUAGAAAGAAUGGUGGAAGCUUUAACUGGGUUGGUGAGACAACAGCAAGAGCAAAUCCAACAACAACAGAGACAACCAUUUCCGCCUCCUCCACCACCACCUGUGCAAAUGGAACCGAUUAAUAAUGAUGAUGUUAUCACCUUGACACAGAAAUACAAGAAACUGAAACCACCAGAAUUUGCAGGGGGAAUUGAACCAUUAAAAGCGGAGGCAUGGGUAUUAGAAACUGAAAAGAUUUUUGAAGUGUUUCCGUGUACAGAUGUCUAUAAAGUUUUGUUAGCAACAUUUACUCUGACAGAAGAAGCUCGAAGAUGGUGGAUGCUCGUACGAGGUGAGAAUAGGGACUUAACAUGGGAUCGAUUCAAAGAGACGUUUUAUGAAAAAUAUUUUCCACAAUGUAUGCGAGAUAGGAAGAUAUCUGAAUUUGAACAGUUGAAGCAAGGCACUAUGUCAGUAGCGGAAUAUGAGAGUAAAUUUACUGAAUUAGCCCGUUAUGCUCCUCAUAUGGUUGAUACAGAUUACAAGAAGGCAAGGAAAGCCUUGAUGGCUGAAACAAAUAUUACGGCUUUGGAGACAUCUAAAUUAACAACCAUGACUGAAGCGGAAAGUAAGAAAUUCAAGAAACAGAAAGUGGAAACAGUUAGUGAAUCAGUGGCCUCCGUGAAUGAAAAUUUGAACUCAAGUUUUAGUGAUAAUACAACAAAGGGCAGUAGUGGAAGUGUAGGUAGAUCUACUUGUAGGGAAUGUGGAAAGCAACAUUGGGGUAUUUGUCACCGUGGAACUGGAGUCUGUUUCAAAUGUGGACAAAAAGGACAUAUAGCUAAAACUUGUCCACAAGUUUACUCAAGAAAUGAAAGACCCAUUGCUAGCGGAGUUAACUCAACAAUGACACCAAAGACAACCGUAACAUCUAAUCCUGAGGGGAAAACAUUGAGGCAAGGAAGGGUUUUCACCCUAGUUUCAGAAAAGACACAGAAUACUAGAAAAGCGAAUACAGGUAUGAUUUUUAUUAUCUACUGUGAUGUUAGCACUGUUAUCUAUGCAAUGGCUAUGUUACUUAUGCGAUGGAAAAUAUUGAACAUGUGA